CCAUUUCCGUCUCCCCUACAAGCCGCAGGCCCUCUGCGAGAGGAAGCUGGGGUUUGUGGUUCCUGUUUUGCCUGAGGAGUAAGAGCAGCAGUGAAGAGGGUGCUGUUGGGAGCUCUGACACAUUUCACUGUCAUUACUGCUUCCCUGAGAGGCGGAAGGGGCUGGAUUGGUGGCUCCAGUGCACAACCCCUCAUCUAUGAUUAGCCUCGAAAGAGAGAACUUGGCUAAACUUUGUCCUGUAGCUUUAUCUGUGUCUUCCUCCCAUCUUCCUGUGACUUCCUUGAUGGCAGAUGCCAGGUAUGAAAUGCUGUUGCAAUUCUAGAGCCCUGCACAGGUAAUAGGAUUCCACUUUCCAUCAGUUGAGUGAUGUGGGAGGCCUCCUCUCCUCCCCUCCCUGCCUGGCCUUUGGAGUCCCAGAGGCAGGCCUCCCAAAGUGCUGUGAUUAUAGGUGUGACCCACCGCUCCCUGCCGCCUCAGGAUUUUUUUUUUUUUACCCUAAAGGGGAGGGGUCACAUUUUUCUUUUUUAUUUUACUUUUUAUUUUUUAAGACUGAGUUUCACUCUGUCACCCAGGAUGGAAUGCAGUGGUGAGAUCUUGGCUCUGCGUCCCGGAUUCAAAUGAUUCUCUUGCCUCAGCCUCCCAAGUAGCUGGGAUUACAGGUGUGCCCCACACCUGUAAUUUUUGUAUCUUUAGUAUAAACUCGUUUUCACCACGUUGGCCAGGCUGGUCUUGAACUCCUGACCUCAGGUGAUCAGCCCACUUUGGCCUUCCAAAGUUCAGGGAUUGCAGGCAGGAGCCACCUCGUCCCGCCAGAGGGCACAUUUCAAACAGCAUUCUGAAGUCCUGGUGGUAAGAAAGAGCAGACAGAGGUGACAGCGCACAGUGGCGAUGAGGCCAAGGACAAGAGAAUGCAGGAUGCCGCUCCCCACCUAGAGGAAGUUUAAAACCUGCGGUUCUAAGGUUCUCUGGCUUCUCCCUUUCUCACGCUCCAAAGCUGAGAAGGCCCAAAGCGAAGACAGAGAGGACCCAGAAGAAGGACCCCCGAGCACGUGAUGGGGGAACACGCGGGUGCUGUCACGUGAUCCGACAACCUGCCUCCUCUCUGGGCCGAACGUUCAGCUGCUCUUAAAGACCCUCAUCCCUCCCGUGGGAGCCCCCUCUGCACAGUCUGUGACCCUGGACCCUUGGGGGACCUGAACUUGAGGUCAUGAGAAGCUGUGCGGGCUCGCGGCGGCGCCUUUCGGAUUCCGAGGGUGAGUAUUUCUGCCACCCUCCUAGGAGCGACCACCUCUGGCUCGCUGCCCACCCGAGGGUAAUGAGAGCUGACUCGGCCUCGGGAGGACACGCAUGGGGCCGUCGUGUGCCUGAGAGUGGGUGGGGGUCAUGCCCUCUUCUCACUCUCCCAGGGGAGGAGACCGUCCCGGAGCCCCGGCUCCCUCUGUUGGACCGUCAGAGCUCGCAUUGGAAGAAUGCGGUGGGCUUCUGGCUGCUGGGCCUUUGCAACAACUUCUCUUAUGUGGUGAUGCUGAGUGCCGCCCAUGACAUCCUUAGCCAUGAGAGGACAUCAGGAAACCAGAGCCAUGUGGACCCAAGCCCAACACCCAUCCCCCACAACAGCUCAUCACGGUUUGACUGCAACUCUGUCUCUACAGCUGCCGUGCUCCUGGCGGACAUCCUCCCCACACUCGUCAUCAAAUUGUUGGCUCCUCUUGGCCUUCACCUACUGCCCUACAGCCCCCGGGUUCUCAUCAGUGGGAUUUGUGCUGCUGGAAGCUUCGUCCUGGUUGCCUUUUCUCAUUCCGUGGGGACCAGCCUAUGUGGUGUGGUCUUGGCUAGCAUCUCAUCAGGCCUGGGGGAGGUCACUUUCCUCUCCCUCACUGCCUUCUACCCCAGGGCUGUGAUCUCCUGGUGGUCCUCAGGAACUGGGGGAGCGGGGCUGCUGGGGGCCCUGUCCUACCUGGGCCUCACCCAGGCCGGCCUUUCCCCUCAGCACACCCUGCUGUCCAUGCUGGGUAUCCCUGCCGUGCUGCUGGCCAGCUAUUUCUUGUUACUCACUUCUCCUGAGCCCCAGGACCCUGGAGGGGAAGAAGAGGCAGAGCGUGCAGCCCGGCAGCCUCUCAUAGGAACCGAAGCCCCAGAGUCGAAGCCAGGCUCCGGCUCCAGCCUCUCCUUUCGGGAAAGAUGGACAGUGUUCAAGGGUCUGCUGUGGUAUAUUGUCCCCUUGGUCGUGGUUUACUUUGCUGAGUAUUUCAUCAACCAGGGACUUUUUGAACUCCUCUUUUUCCGAAACACAUCCCUGAGUCAUGCUCAGCAGUACCGCUGGUACCAGAUGCUGUACCAGGCUGGCGUCUUUGCCUCCCGCUCUUCUCUCCGCUGCUGUCGAAUCCGUUUCACUUGGGCCCUGGCCCUGCUGCAGUGCCUCAACCUCGUGUUCCUGCUGGCGGACGUGUGGUUUGGCUUUCUGCCAAGCAUGUACCUCGUCUUCCUGAUCGUUCUGUAUGAGGGGCUUCUGGGAGGCGCAGCCUACGUGAACACCUUCCACAACAUCGCCCUGGAGACCAGUGAUGAGCACCGGGAGUUUGCCAUGGCAGCCACCUGCAUCUCUGACACGCUGGGGAUCUCCCUGUCAGGCCUCCUGGCUUUGCCUCUACACGACUUCCUGUGCCAGCUCUCCUGAUACUCGGGCUCUUUGGGCUCCUCUGCCCAUAGGGACCUCCCUCUGCCAGGUUAGACCACCCCAGAGCCCUUCCACGAACUGUGCUCCCAGCCUUCCCAGCAGGGCCGGGAGUAGGGAAGGGCUGAGCCUUGUUCCCCUGGCAGGGGGUUGGCCAGUCAUGGUCUCCCACUUGGGGAGUUUCUUCCUGGUAUUGUGCCCUUUGAAUAAAAGCCGAUUUUAUCCGUGGA
Molecule: messenger RNA, 2904 nt
Organism: Callithrix jacchus (white-tufted-ear marmoset)
Lineage: Eukaryota; Metazoa; Chordata; Mammalia; Primates; Cebidae
Source: RefSeq, a predicted model, not a curated record